GGGUACCGAUUUGAGCAACGCAGCGACAGGUGACGGACGACGGCCGACCGCCGGCGGGAAGAAUGAGCAUCUCAAGGUUAAUAAUUCAACGUAGCUCUCUCUUCUUUUCUCUCUUCUCUGCUGCUAAAAGACUUGCUCCUUUACCUCUUAACUUCUCUUAUCUUUCUCUUCCUCGUUUCAUUGACUCUUCACCGGAACCCUCCUCCUUUUCUUCUCCAUUUUUUCACUCUGCCUGCCUCUUGAGCACCCAGACCCCGGAUGAAGACAACAAAGAGGAAGCCCAGGGUCCAUUUCACUACCAAACUGAUGAAUCAGGGGGAGACAUUACAGAUGAUUGGGAAGAAGAGGAUGAAGCUGAACCCAAGCUUGGUGAUGGAGGAGAUGGUGGUGGAGUUGUAUUACAAGGUGUUCCUUGGGGUGACCACGUGCUGUUGAUUGCCUAUGAGGUCUUGAAGCAGUUUGGGGAUGACUUGAAACUCUAUGCUUUCAAGACAUCUCCUCGAGGAUACAUUUAUGUGCGACUGGACAAAGUGUCAACUGAAUAUGGGUGCCCGAGCAUGGAGGAGCUUGAGAGUUAUUGCCGAGAAUAUAGGACAAAAUUAGAUGAAGCCGGAACACUUGGAGAAAUACCAGAUGAUCUGGCUGUUGAGGUAUCAUCUCCAGGUGCAGAGAGGAUACUAAAGGUACCUGAUGAUUUGUCUCGGUUCAAAGAUAUGCCCAUGACAGUAUGCUACGAGGAUACAGAGUCUAAUUGUCCAGAAAAAAGUGGAGUGUUUAUGGUGGACUCAAUUGAAACAGAAGCAGGCAUCUGUGUAUGGAAGUUGGCAAAUGUGAAGGAAAAUAGGGACCCUGAAAGCAAAGGGAGACCUUUAACUCGUAAACAGAAGGAGUGGAGAUUAAAAUUGCCUUUCGCGGAGCACAGGAAGAUAACACUGUACCUUGAGUACUGACAAGGAAGACAGUAGAAUUUCAUUCAUAUUUCUAGAUUUUUGUUAGAGAAAGUUUGGCAAGAGAUGUGGAAUUUGUGUGGCAUCUGGCGACUGUAGAAUUGAUAUUUUGUUGACUCUAGUAGAUCACAGAAAUUCUCGAUUCCAGCUUACAUCAUACUUGGUCUCCAUUAAAAUUAGAUAGUUCAU
Rubroshorea leprosula is the source of this 1136-nucleotide messenger RNA. Lineage: Eukaryota; Viridiplantae; Streptophyta; Magnoliopsida; Malvales; Dipterocarpaceae. The record is from the annotation of a GenBank genome assembly.